CAAAGAACCCAGCAUGUUCCAAUUUCCCAAGCUCCAAAAACUUCAUAUCCACCAUGGCUAGCAUUCACAACUACCCGGUGCUAUCGCGCCAAAGCACCCUGGCUCAAUUGCCCCCCGAGUCCACCAUCGACGCUCAAGGCCAGAUCGCCCAGCUCCUCUCGACCACCUCGCCCAGUCGUCUCGUCGUGCUUGAUGACGACCCCACCGGCACCCAAACCUGCCAUGACAUCGCGGUCCUCACCGUCUGGGACAUUGACACCCUUGUCAACGAGUUCCGCCAACCGUCCGGCGGGUUUUUCAUCCUGACCAACUCGCGCGCCUUCCCCGCCAGCGAAGCCGAGCAGUUGAUCCGCACCAUCUGCGAGAACGUCGCCGAAGCCGCCGCACGCACCCAUCAAACGGUGGACAUCGUCCUCCGCGGCGACAGCACGCUGCGCGGUCACUUCCCCCUCGAAGCCGACGUCGCGCAAUCGGUGUUCGGCCCCGCCGCAGCCAUCAUCCUCGCCCCGUUCUUCUUCCAAGGCGGCCGCCUGACCAUCAACGACGUGCACUACGUCGCCGAAGGCGACUCCCUGGUGCCCGCGGGCACCACUCCGUUCGCGCGCGAUGCCACCUUCGGCUUCGACAGCUCCAACCUCAGAGACUACGUGAUGGAGAAAGCCCCGGGACGGUUCCGCCCGCAGGAGAUCCACUCGAUCACGAUCGAGGACAUUCGUCUCGGCGGACCAGAGGUCGUGUGCGAGAAGAUAAGACAGAUCCCCGAAGGCAACGUAGUCAUCGUGAACGCGGCCGCGGAGUCGGAUAUGCAUGUUUUUGUUGCCGGGUUGCUUCUGGCCAAAGCCCAAACCCCGUCCGCAAAACCCUACCUCCACCGCACGGCCGCCUCCUUCGUCUCCACCCGCCUCUCCAUCCCCACCAUCCCGCCGCUCACAGCAAGCGCCCUCGACCUCCCGCACCCGAGAACCACAGGGGGCCUCAUCCUGGCCGGCUCGUACGUGCCCAAGACCACCACGCAGCUCAAGCAUCUAACGGACCGCCACGGGCCCACGGGCACCAACGCCCUCGCCAUCCUGACCCUCGACGUCCCCGCGCUCCUGACCCAGCCCACCCGUUCGUCCACCGCCACCGCCACCGCCAAUGCCAACACCCCCAGCAUCCAACCCGCCGUCGCAGACCUAGUGACCCAGAUCCAGACAUCCCUGCAAGCAGGGCGGGAUACCUUGGUGAUGACGAGCCGGGACCUCGUGACCGGCCAGGGCGACGGGGAGAGUCUCAAGAUCGGCGGGAGGGUGGCCGAGGCGUUGGUGGAGGUGUUGAGGCGGGUGGUCGCCCGGGUUAGGCCGCGGUAUAUUGUUGCUAAGGGUGGGAUUACUUCGUCCGAUGCGGCUACCAAGGGACUGGAGAUCAGGCGCGCCAUGGUGGUCGGCCAGGCGGCGCCGGGCGUGCCGAUUUGGCGUUGUGAUGAGCCCACCUCGCGACAUGCGGGGAUUCCGUUUGUGGUGUUUCCGGGGAAUGUCGGCGGGGAGGGGACGUUGUGUGAGCUGGUUGAGGCGUGGAGGUGAUCAGAGUGAUGAGAGUGGGGUGUGCAUAUACCACACUAAUCAUACUAGAAGGACCUUAUGGGAGUCAUUCAUAGACAUCAUACAGAGUUAAG
Aspergillus japonicus CBS 114.51 is the source of this 1654-nucleotide messenger RNA. RefSeq lists its product as uncharacterized. The transcript has 3 exons. NCBI's taxonomy places the organism in Eukaryota, Fungi, Ascomycota, Eurotiomycetes, Eurotiales, Aspergillaceae. The record is from RefSeq and is a predicted model, not a curated record. Bases 54 to 1562 code for a protein of 502 amino acids.